CCUAGACUCUCAGAGGCGGGGAGACUCAAAGCCAUCCCCCUUUCCCAUGAUCCUGAGGCUGUUGCUGAGAGAUGGAAGUCCGCUGGGACAGUCCACCAACCUCUCACUCAAGGAAUUUGCAGCUGCGAGUCAAGUCACCACGUGGACCUGGUGGAUCUGACCCCUGUUGCAGCCGGGAGGGGCAAAAGGCCUCUCGGGGCAGCUCACAGCCUUCUCCCCAUUUCUCAGGGCAAACCCCAACCUCAAGCCAUGCGCACGCAUGACGGCUGUGCCUUGGACACCAGUCAUGUGAGCAUGCGGAAUGGGGAGCGGGACUCCAACCUCUUCAUCCGAGAGGCCCAGUGUGCUGACUUGGGUCACUACCAGCUCCACGUGCAGCUGGGCGGGCUGGAGGCCACCGCCACCACUGACACCCUGGUGAUCGGUACAGUGGGGGGAAUGGGAGACGACGUGGUCCUUGGGGGCUCCCACCCCAGCCUGAAGAGGAAUCAGCACAGAGAGCCGGGGAAGCGGGGCUGUGGGACGCAGUGGUGGGUGAAGGGAGGGGUGGCUGAGCAGAAGCGGAGGGGCCCCUCCUGGUAAUGUCCUGGCGUGUGAGGCGUGCCAUGCCCGCUGCCAUGCUUGGCCCUUUCAAAGAGGCCAGGCUCUCCUCAGAGUAUCAAGUUGGUGGAUGUCUGGGGCUCCAGCGCUACCCUGGAGUGGACUCUGCCCCAAGACACGGGAACGCACUCCUGGGAUACGCGGUGCAAAAGGCUGACACCAAAUCUGGGGUGAGGCCCAGCUGGGAUGGAGGGAGGGAGGAACAGCACAUUCUGGAAUGGGACUCUGGUAGUUCCACGCA
Aethalodelphis obliquidens (Pacific white-sided dolphin) is the source of this 841-nucleotide messenger RNA. RefSeq names its product myosin binding protein H like (gene MYBPHL). Bases 250 to 582 code for a protein of 110 amino acids. Lineage: Eukaryota; Metazoa; Chordata; Mammalia; Artiodactyla; Delphinidae. The transcript has a single exon. The record is from RefSeq and is a predicted model, not a curated record.